Molecule: messenger RNA, 1955 nt
Organism: Callorhinchus milii (elephant shark)
Lineage: Eukaryota; Metazoa; Chordata; Chondrichthyes; Chimaeriformes; Callorhinchidae
Gene: tmem174
Product: transmembrane protein 174
Exons: 3
Coding region: 56-829 (257 amino acids)
Source: RefSeq, a predicted model, not a curated record
GCCGGCUGAGUGGAGGGAGCAGGGGAGGUCAUACAGCAUUGCCAGUGCUGUGCAAAUGGAGCACUACAGCAGUAAUGUGGAAGAUUUCUCUGUUAACGUGUUUUCUGUGACUCCCUGUCAACCCAGGAGCCCUGGAGUCCAGGUAUCCGAUGGUGACAAGGCUGGGGCCACCCUGCUGUUCUCUGGUGUCUUUUUGGUCCUGGUGGGCAUAACAUUCACAAUCAUGGGCUGGAUUAAAUAUUACGGUACCACUCAGUUAGAAUGGACCCAGUUGCUGGGACCCAUCUUGCUUUCCGUGGGAGUCACUUUUGUUCUGAUUGCUGUCUGCAAGUUCAGAAUGUUAACCUGCAAGACCUGCAAGAGCAUGAAUGAGAGCGCAGAAGAGGCAGAGCAGCCCCCCUGUGGACAGUCCUUUGUUUUCACUGGGAUUAACCAGCCUAUAACCUUCCACGGAGCUACUGUUGUUCAAUAUAUUCCUCCUCCAUAUGCAUCUCCAGCUCAGGAUGGCGUCACCAUGAACUCUGCCCGUUUGCCAUCAGCCAACAAUUCUCAGAGUGCUAACCCACCUAGCAUUGUUACAGGGACAGUCCCAUGUCCCCCUCAGUACUACACCAUCUUUCCUCUGGAUAGCACAGCCUUUACAGGAGAUGAGAAUUGCCCACCUUACCAAGGGCCAGAUGCCGAUGUGAUCAGGGCAGAGGGAAACCAGGAGGAUUCACAGGCUGUGUUAAUAGUUAAUGAAGUUCCAGAUACAGUAGCACCACCUUCAUAUGAAGAAAUCUUCUCUGUACCCAGUGAGGAUUCUACAGAACAAAAUUACCUCUGCUGAAUUUACCAAUUCUCUCUCUCUCUCUCUACUUUAAAAGCAAGCAUACAAUGUGUUGCAAUGGAUAUUCCUGGAAAGAUUAUAUAUUGAUAAUCAGCUAUUUGUACUAGAGUUUAACAAUUGUAAUUCUAAUGUUGUACAUUUAUACCUAAAAAAAAUUAGCAACUGCAUAAAUAUGUUCACAAAGCAUUGUAACUAUUUAGAACAGAUUUUUUUUUAUCCCUUAUAACAGUAAAUAGCUGUUUUUAGUAAUUAUUUUUUCGUACCAUGCUGUGCAAAUGUGACAAUUUACAAGAUUAACUGGAGAUAAUCUGAUGACAUGAAAAGACCUACUUCAUUCAGACGCACAAAAUGUCUUAAAUUGUCGCCUCCUUGCUAUAAAUAACACAACUAUUUAUAGCAGCUUUGAUCACAUUGCUUUGUUUUUAAUUUGGUGUUUCUUAUCAUUUCAAUAUCAUUUCAAAUGACUGAAGGCUUUGAGUCUGCUUUUUUCACUCUCAGCACACAAUAUGCAGAAAGCUCACUGUUUGGAAGCUUUUAUACAUACAGUAUUUUCACAAGCUGAUGUGAGAAUGUUUUAGAAAUAUGACAAAAUAAAAAGAAAUUUAGAAGUUCUCAACAGAUAAUGAAGUGGUAGAAUCACAAAAUGUUACAGCCCAAAUACGGGUCUUUGAUCACAUAAACUCGUUCUGUUGGUUUCUCCACUUGAGCUAAAGUAUAGUCUGAUCCCAUUCAUCUGCUCACACUUUUUCAAACAUCUACCUUAACUCCUUUUAAAAUAAUUAUUGGAUUCUUCUUCAGCUACAGUCUACAGUAGAUGAUAAUAAUAAUAAUCCUUGCAUUUUAUAUUGCGCCUUAUCAUGUCUUUGAAGUGCCUCAAAGCCCAAACAAACCGACUUGGGAAGACUGAAACCCCAUGUUUUCGUACAUUAAUACUGUUUUCAUAUGAAUGCAUCCAGACUAUCAACGUAAAUGUAUGUAUCUUCACAAUGGUAAUUUAAUAUAAUAAAUAAUUAUAUCAUCCAAGUGCUUACAUCCAAGAGCAUGUUUACCUUGGAAAAAUUGACUGCAAGUCAGGGCGGGGGAUGGAAUUGGUGUUAAGACAAUAUAAUCCAGGUGGUUCAUUGAU